AUGUACCGAUAUGCUAUUGUUGCGUGUAAUAAUUGCCGAAAGUCUAAAGCGGCAUGUUCUGGUGAGCCAAAUUGUCCGAGGUGUAAAUGGAAAGGUCUCGAUUGUAUAUUUGAUGAGCGAAGUAUACUUAAACGAGAACGUUUAUCAAAAGUUAUAACUAAUAUCACAACUAGUAAAGAUAGAUUUCGUAGACCUUAUGUUUCAACUGCAUGUAAUCCUUGUGCACGAGCUAAAGUAAAGUGCUCAGGAGGUAUACCAUGUGAUAGAUGCAGUAAACGUGUUCACAGAGAAUGCAUAUAUAUAAAUAAGUCUGGAAAUAUUAGAAAUAAAAAAUUUGAUGAAUCAUUAGAUUUUGAUGAAUCUCUUGCGAUAUGUUCAUUAUGCAGUAAAUCAGGAAAUUUUUCAAACGAGUAUUAUCAGUGUGAAAUUUGCAUCAAUGAAUUUGGUUUAGAAUCUCUUAAAAAAUUCAAAAAUCAUAAGGGUGUAGUUCAAAUUUAUGGAAUCACACGUGAUCCAUUUGAUAAAAGUUAUUUGAUGGUAAUGAAGUAUGUUUCUGGUGGAAAUUUAUAUGAAUAUUUAAAAAGGUCUUAUAAAAGACUUAAUUGGAAAAAUAAAAUAGUAUUGUUACAGGAUAUUGCAAAAAGUAAUAGCGUAGUAACAUACUAUCAGUGGAAAAAAUCGGAAAAUAUGCAAUUUGAAGAAGCAGAAUCAAUUAGAAAGAAAAUUAUUAAAUCUUAUAAUUAUCAAAAAGCAUUGAAUCCUAUACAUUCAGAAGCCAUAUAUACAAGCCGCCCUUUAAAUAACAUGAUUCAAGAAUCUAUAUCAUGUAGAAGGUCUUAUAGUUAUUUUGAACAAUAUUCCGAACAAUCCAAAUUUGAUAUCAUGGCAAACAAGUAG
Messenger RNA from Dentiscutata erythropus, 897 nucleotides. NCBI's taxonomy places the organism in Eukaryota, Fungi, Glomeromycota, Glomeromycetes, Diversisporales, Gigasporaceae. The record is from the annotation of a GenBank genome assembly.